AUGGAGGUUAAUAGUAGUAGCAAGGAAGGUGACUCCCAGCCAUUGGAACCGGCAGUGGAUGAGAGUUCAACAUCAUUUUCGUCAGCAUCAGUGCUGAUGCCAUGGCGUCCUAGGCAGCUUGCAUUUGGUCCUUAUUCGCCUUCUGUAAACACUGAUACAAAGCCCCAAUCUUUGAGAGUUAUUGUUAGAAGGCCUUUGGUGGCACGAUUGACUAAGGACAUUGUUGAGAUAUAUCAAAUCUGCAACCCUCAAUUUGGUUAUUCAGAAGAAUUUAAUCCGAAGAGGUUCCUGACGUCUCCAUCCACUGGGGUGUUGAAUGAUGGCUGUGAUAAUGCAAACUCAGACCUGAUUCUUACUGUAAAUUUGCCGUUGGUUAAUUUGGAGACACAACGAAGAUACAUUGUCAAAGAUAUGCUUGGCCACGGAACAUUUGGGCAGGUUGCUAAGUGCUGGGUUGCUGAAACAAAUAGCUUUGUUGCUGUCAAAAUUAUUAAGAAUCUACCUGCUUACUAUCAGCAAGCACUUGUUGAAGUUUCAAUUUUAACAACAUUAAAUAAGAAGUUUGAUCCCGAAGAUAAGAACCAUAUUGUUCGAAUAUACGAUUAUUUUGUGCAUCUACGGCACCUGUGCAUCGCUUUUGAGCUGCUUGACACAAAUCUGUAUGAACUUAUAAAGUUGAACCAUUUUAGGGGAUUGUCAUUGAACAUUGUGCAGCUAUUCUCAAAACAGAUAUUGCGUGGACUGGCUCUGAUGAAAGAUGCUGGCAUAAUUCAUUGUGAUUUAAAACCAGAAAACAUUCUUUUAUGCACAAGUGUGAAGCCGGCAAAAAUCAAAAUUAUAGACUUCGGAUCAGCAUGUAUGGAAGAUCGUACUGUUUAUUCUUAUAUUCAGAGUCGGUACUAUAGAUCUCCUGAGGUUCUUCUUGGAUAUCAAUAUACUACGGCUAUUGACAUGUGGUCAUUUGGGUGCAUAGUUGCUGAAUUGUUUCUUGGGCUUCCAUUGUUCCCAGGAGCUUCGGAGUUUGAUCUUCUAAGGAGGAUGAUUAAGAUAUUAGGGGGCCAACCUCCUGACAGUAUACUACGGAAGGCCAAAAACACUAGCAAAUUCUUUAAAUUCGUAGGGAGCAUCAAGCAUGAAGAGAGUGGCCAAAUUCCUACUACUAGUAGUAGAAUGUACCAAGUUUUGGCAGAAGAAGAAUAUGAAGCUAGGGAGUCAAAAAAACCAUCGAUUGGGAAGGAGUACUUUAAUAACAUGAACCUUGAAGCUGUUGUCACAAAGUACCCUUAUAGGAAGAAUUUGGCAGAGGAAGAUAUUGUUAAAGAAAGUCAAAUACGAUUAGCUCUGAUUGAUUUCUUAAGGGGGCUUGUUGAGUUUGAUCCAGCAAAACGGUGGUCACCAUUGCAGGCUUCAAAACAUCCUUUCGUGACUGGAGAACCUUUUACAAGUCCUUAUAAACCUGCUCCAGAGACUCCUCGUGUGCCUGUCUCUCAAAAUGUCAAGGUGGACCAUCAUCCAGCUGGUGGGCAUUGGUUUGCUGCUGGUCUCUCCCCUAAUAUUUCAGGCAGGAACCAAGUUAUGAUGCCAAACAGCCCGCAUUAUCAAGUCAUGUCAUAUGUGCAUGCAGGUAGUUAUGGUAGUCUGGGAAGCCAUGGUAGCUACAAUGAUGGCAUGGGGCUAGGAAGCAGUUAUGGGAGCUAUGGUGAUAAUAGUGAUUUGCCUGCAUUUUAUUCUCCAGUGGGUCCAUCAGGAAUGAAUAUCUAUGCACAAAAUGGCGCGUCAAUUCUAGGAAGUAGUCCUGAUGCGAGACGGAUCAUGCAUUUACCACAUGGGAAUGGGGUUGGUUUCAGCCCUGGAAAUUUUGUACCCAUGUCCCUUGGCUCUAGUCCUUCACAAUUUACUCCUCCUAGCUCAUAUUGUCAGAUUUCUGCUGGUUCACCUGGACAUUAUGGUCCUACUUCCCCUGUAAGAGGCAAUUGUCAUGGAUCGCCUUUGAGAAAAGUUGCAGCAGGUAGUCAUUAUAAUAGAAGAAAGAACUGGGCAUAUCCUGGGAGUGUACAAUCUCAAGAUAAUAUAUCAUCUUCUAGCUGCCAAGGGCGCAUUUCAGAUACUACUGUCUCUAGCCAUGCUGAGGGAAACUCUCAUGCCUUCAGUGUUCCAUCACAUUUACAGCCUAAUUCAAAUACAGCAACCUGGAGGCUACAACAAGGAGGCAGUAGUAUAAUCCCUGGUUACUCUUCUCACAGUAUUGUGAAUUCGUCAACACUUGGUGCCCAUAUGCCACCUGCCAAAGGGUGUGGAAAUGACAGGUCUGAAGCUAGUACCUCAUUACCUGAUCCAGGAGAUUGGGAUCCCAAUUACAGUGAAGAACUACUUUUGCAAGAGGAUAGCUCGGAUGUGAACGGCAUGACGACAGAAUUCAAGGAGAUGCAUCUUGGUCAGCCUCUAGUUUCUACAGAACCACAAAUCGGAGUCUCAAGAUUCAACCGCUUCACAGAUCCAAGUUUUCCAAUGCAAAGGCCAAGUGGGCCCAGUGUUCAGGCAUUUUCACUUGGCAACGUAGGUAGCACUUCUGGAAAUCACGAUAUGCAUGGUGGCUAUGCCCACCACACGACGAAGCAGUCCCAUUUUACUCCACAAAAUUCUCCUAGCCGUUUGGGCCAGCCAUCUAAUCAGCGACAUAACCAAGGGAGAUCCACUGGUUUCCGUGGCAGUGAAUGGAAUAAUUUUAACGUCCAGCCACCUCAAUCAAGCUAUAAUUCCGGGGCUCCUCAUUCUCCUCGUGGCAGUGGCUUGCAAUGGGGACGUAGAGGCAAUUACCCGGUCUCCAAUAUUCCAUCAGCUUCCCAUUCUCAUGGAAGAAAAGACUGUGACAUAAACCCAACAAACCCAACCUGCUUCUUUGCACAAGAGAGUUAUGAAUGUGAAACAGAAUCGUAG
Fraxinus pennsylvanica is the source of this 2937-nucleotide messenger RNA. The record is from the annotation of a GenBank genome assembly. NCBI's taxonomy places the organism in Eukaryota, Viridiplantae, Streptophyta, Magnoliopsida, Lamiales, Oleaceae.